UCGUCAGUCCAUCCCUGGGCUGAACUCUACAUACAUGAAGGAGUACGAAUUGUUGGGUUUGCUCAGUCUAGCUUUGCAUCACCCAUAUGCACUGAACAUAGCAAAAGCUAAACUCAGCGUUUCACUUCACUUGUCUAAUUCAGAUCUUUGUUUGGUACCCUCAGUGUCAUGGUGGACUCCGGCGGAGUCACACAAAGUGUACGCCAAAUGUAGUGGAGUGGCACCGAAAGUACGGCGAACCAUGUACAAUAGAGUUCUAUGUACUUCAAGAAAAGUGUCUACCAUCGGCCGAGAGUGGAAGUGGAUCGAUCUUUUCCUUCAUCAUGAAAGUUGGAAGAUGGAACUGUGAACAGCUGACUCGACCUUGUGUACUGUCUACAUAAUAUUCGCGGCAUACUAUAGUGUACAUUUUAAUUGGGGUUGGGAUACUUGACAGCAUAGACAUAUCGUGCAAAUGACAUCCAACCAACAUGGCGCCUUUAAAGCGGUGUACCUAUCUCCAAUUGGGCUCGUUCCUGUUGAUUAUUAUUGCCCUGUUUUUUGUGAUACGUUACAUACCCUUCACCAAUAUGAUUGCUCGUAAUCGCUUGCCCAAACCGUUUUGGGAGCCACUGGAGGCUGAUCUGGCCCAAACCCGACAAGUUCGGAGAAUUCAAAAUCUUCUUCAUGCGAAAGAGCGAUCAGUGAAGCAGGAAUUGAUGAACUAUCCCUGGCCUAGUGGAAUGAAUUCAUCAUGGGUUAUUCCAAAAUAUGGAGGGAAUCCCAUUCGAGCUAUGAUUUUGACCACGUGGCGGAGUGGGUCCACGUUCUUGGGGGACGUACUCAAAUCUCAUCCGGCCACUUAUUACCAUUACGAGCCCCUGAUUCACUUUGGAAUCCACCAAAUCCGGAGCGGACCCAAGGCUCAUCGGGCUCAAGAGACCUUGGAGAAGCUCUUAAAAUGUAAUUAUAGCAAUUUAGAUGCCUAUUUUACCUAUGCGCAAAAGCAUCAUGAGACCUUUGCCCACAACGAGAGGGUGUGGAACUCGUGCCAACGGGGCAAAGAGCAAUCAUGCUGGAAUCCCCAAUUCUGGGGAAGCAUGUGCAAAUUGUUUCCCUUUCAAGUCAUCAAGACCGUCCGUGUUCGUGCCAACCUCAUUGAGCGCUUCCUGGAGCAAUCCAAGUCAUUGAACCUGCGAAUACUCUUACUUGUUCGAGAUCCUCGAGGCACGAUGCAAUCUCGAACCCAUCGGGUUUGGUGUCCGGGCAAUCCGGAUUGUGAAGAUCCUGCCAUGUUGUGUUCGGAUCUGGUGAACGAUUACAAAACUGCUCAGCACUUGACCAAAAGGGUUAUUCGCUAUGAGGAUUUUGCAGCGAAUCCUGAAGUCCAUAGCAAAGAAAUCCUGAAAUUUGUCGGAUUCCAAUCGCACGCGAAAAUUGACGAGUUCUUGAAAUCUCAUACCAAUGCCAAUAUCGGAGGCGUCUCGUCCACGUUCCGAGAUUCUAAAACUGCUCCUUAUCAUUGGAAAAAAGAUCUAUCAUUUGAUGUCAUUCAAACCAUACAAGGCAAAUGUCAAGAUGCUUUGAACCUGUGGGGUUAUCGAACCUAUGCCAACGAGUCUCAGUUACUUAAUCUACAUUCUGUGAUGCCAUUCGUGUUGAAGUGAUAUUACUUUGGUCUUACUAUUUGAUAACUUGAUGAAUCUUUAAAAUUUGUGAAACAAGCGGAUCAAAUCUCCAUAUUCAAGCAAGGAUCUUCAUCAUUCUGGACAAAUCCAUUUUGAUGAUAUAGUUGGGUUAGGUACUUGGACGAGGCCUUGGGAGUCCUUGGUCGUUCCGUAUCGUUGAAAUCCACAUAGUGAAGUCCAAACCUUUGACUGAAAGUAAUACUCGAACGUGACAUGGGCACUAACUUAUCCAAUGUCAAUCCCACAUAAUUGAUACCUAUGUCCAGCUCCCCACUCGAAAUUAUCCAAGAAACACCAUGCAUAAUAGCCCCGAACGUUCACCCCAUCCCAUCGGAUAGCUAGAUGAAAAGGUAAAUCCAUCCGUCAAAUCAUUAAUCACGACAUAACCGCCAAUGACUUCCACCUUUUAGGAGCUGAUUGAUGUAAUGCUUGUAGUAGUAAAUACGUGUCAAAUCAUCCAAAUUCCCAAGAUGAUCGCUCAUGCCAUUUUCGGUAAUAUAAAUCGGAUAGUCACCAUAUUUCCGUCGAAUCGUAUUCAUCAUAUUUCGAAUGCCCGUUGGCUCCACACGAAACCAUUUGGAGCCAGUACUGAAACCGUGCCGAAAUGUCGAUUCAUCACUACUACCACACGCUGUUCCUGGUGAGUUAUUGUUAUUUUCUCUUACGUAUACCACGUGGGGUCUUUGGUAGUGCCUACACCAAUGUCAGCGUUAUAGCUCACGUCCGACGCAUUGUAAAUCUGAUUGAAAAUGAUCUCGGUGGUGUAAUAGUUGAUGCCAAUAAAAUCGGCCGUGUUUGCAAUCAUCUCCAUCUCUUCUGAGGUGAAUUGAGGCAAU
This is a messenger RNA of Tigriopus californicus, 2503 nucleotides long. Its product is annotated as carbohydrate sulfotransferase 5-like. Bases 471 to 1646 code for a protein of 391 amino acids. The transcript is spliced from 5 exons. NCBI's taxonomy places the organism in Eukaryota, Metazoa, Arthropoda, Copepoda, Harpacticoida, Harpacticidae. Gene Ontology annotation, biological process: N-acetylglucosamine metabolic process; sulfur compound metabolic process. The record is from RefSeq and is a predicted model, not a curated record. Gene Ontology annotation, molecular function: N-acetylglucosamine 6-O-sulfotransferase activity.